AUGGAGCUCAGGGACCCUGAGAACCACGAGGAUGGGGACCCAGAGGAGGACACAGCUACAGCCCUCCAACGGCUCGUGGAGCUGACAGCCACCAGGGUGACCCCAGUGAGGAAUCUGCGUGUCCAGUAUCGCCUCAUCCGAAAGCUUGGCUCAGGCUCCUAUGGCCAAGUGCUCCUCGCCCGGCCUCGCCAAGGGGGUCCGGCUGUGGCCCUGAAGCUCCUAAAUCGAGACUCAGUCCUGAGAACCACCUUCCUGAGGGAGUUCUGUGUGGGCCGCUGCGUCUCAUCACACCCAGGCUUGCUGCAGACCCUGGCAGGACCCCUGCAGACCCCCCGGCUCUACGCCUUCGCCCAGGAGUAUGCGCCCUAUGGGGAUCUCAGCGGGAUGCUGCAAGAGCCGGGCCUCCCCGAGCUGCUGGUGAAGCGGGUGAUGGCCCAGCUAGCCGGAGCCCUGGACUUCCUCCACAGCCGGGGACUGGUCCACGCGGACGUGAAGCCUGACAAUGUGCUGGUCUUUGACCCCGCCUGCAGCCGUGUGGCUCUAGGAGACCUGGGCCUCACUCGACCUGAGGGCAGCCCGACCCCUGCCCCCCCGGGGCCGCUGCCCUCUGCCCCACCGGAGCUCUGUCUCCUGCUGCCCCCCGAUACCCUGCCCUUGCGGCCAUCCUUGGACUCCUGGGGCCUGGGGGUGCUUCUCUUCUGCGCCGCCACGGCCUGUUUCCCUUGGGACGUGGCCCUGGCCCCCGACCCCGAGUUCGAGGCCUUUGCUGGCUGGAUGACCACCAGGCCCCAGCCACCCCAACCACCGCCCCCUUGGGACAGGUUUGCACCCCCGGCUCUGGCUUUGCUUCAGGGGCUUCUGGACCUGGAUCCUGAGACGAGGAGCCCCGCACUGGCUGUCCUGAACUUCCUGGGGGACGACUGGGGGUUGGAGGGGAACAGAGGGGGACCUGGGGGCUUGGGGAGCAUGUCUGGGGAGGAUGGGGAGGAGGACGAGGGGGGAUCAAGCUUGGAGGAGUGGACAGAGGAGGAGGAAGAGGAACCCAAGGGCCCUGCCCCCAGUCCCUCCUCCCUCAAGCACCCUUCCCUGAAUGUGUCUCCUUGA
Molossus molossus (Pallas's mastiff bat) is the source of this 1104-nucleotide messenger RNA. It is a transcript of the gene SBK3, whose product is annotated as SH3 domain binding kinase family member 3. The record is from RefSeq and is a predicted model, not a curated record. The transcript is spliced from 5 exons. Bases 1 to 1104 code for a protein of 367 amino acids. Gene Ontology annotation, molecular function: ATP binding; protein serine/threonine kinase activity. Gene Ontology annotation, biological process: protein phosphorylation. Lineage: Eukaryota; Metazoa; Chordata; Mammalia; Chiroptera; Molossidae.